Molecule: messenger RNA, 528 nt
Organism: Paraphaeosphaeria sporulosa
Lineage: Eukaryota; Fungi; Ascomycota; Dothideomycetes; Pleosporales; Didymosphaeriaceae
Exons: 1
Coding region: 1-528 (175 amino acids)
Source: RefSeq, a predicted model, not a curated record
AUGACACAACCCGCCCCCACCCUGCCCCCAAACGUCACCAUAUUCAACCCCAAAUCCCGCUCCACCGCACAGUCUCUACUCCACGGCCGCCGCUUCACGCGCCUCUCAGCAAGCGCCUCCACAUCCCCCGAGCAGCUCUCCAAAGCGUUACGCUCACAUGCCGGGCUCGAUGAGACAUUCUACUUCAGCCAUGGUCGUGCUGUUUUGAUUUUCCAUGGUGGUGAUGGGACGGAAGGAGGGGAUGCGCACCUGGAGAACGCCCAUCAUGAGCAUUUUCGAGCCGUGUGCUUGGCGCUCAAGGACGCGGAUAUCGGGCUCGAUGUUGCCAAGUGCGUGCACGACGCCGAGAGCGUGUUGCAAGCGGGGUAUCAACUCGAUGCGAUGAAUGACGGGUCGGUGCUGGUGAUUGAUCUGAUGCAUACGGAUGACGAAGAUGAUGUGGACAGUGAGGAAGAGGAUGAGGGGCCAACGCGAAGGACGGGCCAUGAUGACGGUACGGUACCAGAGAAAGAUGUCGAAAGGUCAUGA